CAGACUGACUGUCCACACGGUGGGUUGGUUUUGCAUGCUCUGUUGGGUUGAAAGCUGCUCGACAGGUCUGACGACGAAAUACUACCCGGAAAAGAGCCGUGGCGUGGUUUAGACAACAGAGCGAGAGAGAUAGGAGGUUCACUGGAUAAAAUGUUGUAAGGGAUAUUGAACGUCAAAACAUCAGUAUAUUGUCCGUUAUUCGUUUAUCAGGAUGUCGGCGUCUGCUAUAUUUAUUCUGGAUCUUAAAGGCAAGGUGUUGAUAAGUCGUAACUACAUGGGAAACAUGGACAUGAAUGAGAUCGACCAUUUCAUGCCUAUAAUGAUGAGGAUGGAGGAGGACGCGGACACGUCGCCCCUGGUGACCAGCGGCUCCUCACACUUCCUGUGGAUCAAACACAGCAACCUCUACCUGGUGGCAAUGACCAAGAAGAAUGCCAACGCUGCUCUGGUAUACUCCUUCCUCUACAAAAUAGUACAGGUGUUUAAGGAGUACUUUAAGGAGCUGGAGGAGGAGAGCAUCCGUGACAACUUUGUGAUUGUGUAUGAGCUGAUGGACGAGGUCAUGGACUUUGGCUUUCCCCAGACCACAGACAGCAAGAUCCUGCAAGAGUACAUCACCCAGCAGGGUCACAAACUGGAUGUGGGCGCCCCUCGCCCCCCCGCCACCGUCACCAAUGCAGUGUCCUGGAGGUCAGAGGGCAUCAAGUACAGGAAGAACGAGGUGUUCAUGGAUGUCAUCGAGUCCGUUAACCUGCUGGUAAGUGCGACCGGCAGUGUCCUGCGAAGUGAGAUCAUGGGCAGCAUCAAGCUCAAAGUGGUUCUGUCUGGAAUGCCAGAGCUCAGACUGGGCCUCAACGACAAAGUGCUCUUCGAGAUCACAGGAAGAGAGAAGAGUAAGACGGUAGAGCUGGAAGACGUCCAGUUCCAUCAGUGUGUCCGUCUGUCUCGCUUCGAGAACGAUCGAACCAUCUCCUUCAUCCCCCCGGACGGAGAGAGUGAGCUCAUGUCCUACCGCCUCAACACCACGGUGAAGCCUCUUAUAUGGAUCGAGAGUGUGAUUGAGAAGUUCUCCCACAGCCGAGUUGAGAUCAAGGUUAAGGCCAAGAGUCAGUUUAAGAGCCGCUCCACCGCCAACAACGUAGCCAUCAUGGUACCCGUGCCCAGCGACGCCGACUCGCCUAAAUUCAAGACGAGCACAGGCAGCUGCAAGUAUCUUCCCGAGAAGAGCGUGGUGCAGUGGAACAUCAAGUCCUUCCCUGGAGGCAAGGAGUACAUGAUGAGGGCUCACUUUGGGCUGCCUAGUGUGGAGAGUGAUGAGUUGGAGGGGAAGAGGCCCAUCACUGUCAACUUUGAGAUCCCCUAUUUCACUGUAUCUGGUAUCCAGGUACGCUAUCUUAAGAUCAUUGAGAAGAGCGGCUAUCAGGCGUUACCGUGGGUACGCUACAUAACACAGAGUGGAGAUUACCAACUUCGGACAAACUAAGGGCAAGCCUGCUGCCAGACGAAUGGAUCUUCACUCCCUCCCCCUCUCUCUGGCUCCCUGGGAGUGAGGGACAGCAGAGGACAAGGAAAGGGUAACAAUUUUCACCACUCUCCAAAAGGACCAGGCAGCCAUCAUGCCCCUGAUCUGCAGACAUUGAGUACAGUAAAGACUCUGUGACGAUCUCAAUUGCAUACUCCUCUCGUCCUCUCUUUGUCAUUUCCUCAAACCCCAUUGGAUGAGGAAGCCAGAGGUCCCACCCCUCUGACCAUCUCCUCCAAUGGGUUUUGAGAAGGAGACGAGGAGAGACGACGCGAGGAGUAGGCAAUUGAGACCUUCCCAUAGUUUCCCUUCAGAACUCGACUGAUGUGUCACCUUUGGCAAAAGUUUUACAGCAUCUGGAGACAUGUUUUCUCAGUUUAUAGAGUAAUGAAUGUAGGGGUUUUUCCCUAUUGGUCGUGUUGUAAAAAUUGUAUAGUUUGUUUAUUCUCAAGGCACAGUGUGUUUAAUUUACCGUAAGAAUUCAGGGUGUGAGACAUGGUUGAAAGUCUGUGAACAUUGAAACGUGGCUUUUACACAGCACUGAUAAACUUGUAUCUGGUGGGUGUGGUUGUCAGUUGAUGUUAUCGUGGGGUCAGUUCUGUAACAGCAUUCUGUCUCAUGAAAUGAACACCGAGCUGGUCAGAUCACCGAUUACUAAGUAAUACAAAAUAAACAAUAUUGCCAUCUUUGUAUUUGCACUCAGCUUAAACUAACUAUAUGGAAAAGACUGAAGGAAUUAUUUUUCUUUUUGCUAUACUGACAAGGAAGUAGUUUAUCUACCUGGCGGGAACAGAUCACUUGAGGAAAAUACAUGAAAGAAAGAAAUAACCCUCCAGAAAUACAGGUGGACCAGUAUGAACAAGACCUUGCCUGGCUAUUGUAUGCCAAAAUGUGUUAAAAUUGUUUUUAUAUUUUAUUUUUCUCCAUAAAAAAAAAAAAAACACCCAACUUUUCCAAAGCAGGUGUUGUUUGGUAUAGUUACUGUAGUCUGUUGGGCACCAACCCCUCAUAUCAGCCUUGGGUCUCUGCCAGAGGAAUAGAGUUGAAAGGUUCAGCCCAGACUAGACGCUACAGUCAAUUUGUUAUGUGCAUGAGUUUGCGGUGUGUAGGCCUACUGUAUGAAAUCCCAUAUUACACUUUCCUUGUAAAAUAGUUGUUUGAGGAACAGAACAAAUAUGACGAUUUUCUUUCAGAUAUUCUCUCCAGUGGGGUUUUAAUGAUUAGUACAUGUGUUUUUCAAUCUCUCAAUAUCUUAUUUAUUAACCAUAUGUAAGUCAAUAGGAGGCAAAAGGACCUAUGUAUAAAUAAAUAAAUGUCUUUGUACUUUCUCUUCUAGUUAUUUUCGUCUAUCAGUGAAAUUUGUAUUUUAUCAAUUGAAAGAUGGGGACAGACGAGCUGAACCCCCUGGGUCCAUACUUAAACCUUUGGUUUAAAGUGUCUCGUUAUUAGCUUUUCUCAUAGCAUAGUGGCUAAUUGUGCCAGGUUUGCCUAAGUAUGACCAGCUGAACAGCAUGAUUAUGUCCGGUAACAAAUUCCGUAUCAGCCAAUUCAAAUUGUCGACGCAGUUCGACAUGAUCCAACACUUGUUCAUAAAAGCGUCCUUUAAAGGGGUAGUUCACGAUUUUGGUCAUGAAGCCCUUUAUCUACUUACCCAGGGUCAGAUGAAUGUGUGGAUACCAUUUUUAUGUAUCUGCGUCCAGUAUAAAGUUAGAGGUAGUUUCGCGAGAAAAUGCUAACUAGCUUAGCACAAUGACCGGAAGUUUACAGGAACAGCUAGACUUUGUCGUUGCACCAAAACUAGUUAGCAAUUGCGCAACUUCCUUCAUAACUGCACACACAGACAGACAUGGUAUCCAGAAGUUCAUCUGACUCUGGAGAAGGACCUCAUUGGAAAAUCCCAAACUAUCCCUUUAACAGAAGUCCAACGGAACUUGGUAUGUGAGUGACUGGUCAAAUAUCUCAGUGUAGGAAAUCUACCUCCUGAUAGUUGACCCAGUUUGCAGCAAAGGUUAUAGAAUCCCACAUUUAAAAGUCCCUUUUAAAUGUAGAAUUACAUUUGUGUUAGUGUGUUGAGACGAGAAGUGCAGACUACACCUUAAAUAUUAAGAUUAAGAAUUAAUUUAAUAAGGAGCCACAUAUUUCUUCAGACUAGUAGACAAACACACUGCAAGGACCUAAUAAUCAUAUUACAUUACAUGGACUUGUACGCCUAAAUGUAGACCUACAAUGUUUAAUAUACCAUUUAUAAUGAUUAAUUUGUGAAAUAUACGUUAUUUGACUUGAUGACCAGUAGAAGCGUUAUCCCCCACCCCCAUUGUUGCCACCAGUGAAAUAUGAACUCAGCAGUCUCAUCCUCCAAACUUUGAGCAUACCUCCUUAGCAGACUGCACCAUCAGUCAGUGAAAGCAUAAAAUAGAGGUAAAGUAUGACAAAACCACCAUCCUUUAAAAAAAAAAAAAAUAGCUAA
Messenger RNA from Oncorhynchus mykiss (rainbow trout), 3989 nucleotides. It is a transcript of the gene ap1m3, whose product is annotated as adaptor related protein complex 1 subunit mu 3. The record is from RefSeq and is a predicted model, not a curated record. Gene Ontology annotation, biological process: intracellular protein transport; vesicle-mediated transport. Gene Ontology annotation, cellular component: clathrin adaptor complex. Lineage: Eukaryota; Metazoa; Chordata; Actinopteri; Salmoniformes; Salmonidae.